Lizanozyma spartinae is the source of this 1653-nucleotide messenger RNA. RefSeq names its product hexadecenal dehydrogenase. Gene Ontology annotation, biological process: aldehyde metabolic process. The coding region runs from base 1 to 1653 and encodes 550 amino acids. Gene Ontology annotation, molecular function: aldehyde dehydrogenase (NAD+) activity. The transcript has a single exon. The record is from RefSeq and is a predicted model, not a curated record. Gene Ontology annotation, cellular component: cytoplasm. Lineage: Eukaryota; Fungi; Ascomycota; Pichiomycetes; Serinales; Debaryomycetaceae.
AUGGCUGAAGGUAUCAAGAAAGUUAGCAAACAAGAAACCACCGUAAAGAAGGUAUCCACUUCUGAUUCUGAAACUGGGCCUCUUGAUUACACUCCUUUAAAAGAGAUCUCAUUCGGUGUCCAGAGACUCAGAGACUCUUUUGUUAAAGAAAACAAGUUAAGCAGUGUCCAAUUCCGGUUGAAUCAGUUGAGAAACUUAUACUUUGCCAUUAAAGAUAAUGGAGAAGCUAUCAGCAGAGCUUUGGAAAAGGACUUUUAUCGUUCCCCCACUGAAACAAAGGAUAUGGAAUUGAACGUUUCUUUGGCAGAAUUGGUUCAUACUAUGGCUAACUUACACAAGUGGGUAAAGAAGGAACCAGUGAAAGAUGUUCCAUUUAGUUUGAAGAAUUCUCCUGUUUAUGUUGAAAGAAUUCCUCUUGGAGUGGUUCUUAUCAUUACGCCUUUCAAUUACCCCUUGUUCCUUUCACUUUCUGGUAUUAUUGGUGCUCUUGCAGCUGGUAAUUCUGUUGUGAUGAAAACUUCUGAACUGACACCACAUUUCUCCCAAUUAUUUACUGAGAUUAUCACAUCUGCUUUAGAUCCUGACAUUUACUAUGCCGUCAAUGGUGCUGUUCCAGAAACCACAGAACUUUUGAAUCAAAAGUUUGACAAAAUUAUGUACACUGGAAACAACAUGGUAGGAACUAUUAUUGCAAAGAAAGCAGCUGAAACAUUGACUCCAGUUAUCUUGGAAUUAGGUGGGAAAUCACCAGGUAUCAUUUUGGAUGAUGUCAAGGACAAAGACUUGCCAACAAUUGCCAGAAGAAUUGCCUGGGGUAGAUUCACCAAUGCGGGUCAAACUUGUGUGGCUGUUGAUUAUGUUUUAGUUCCAGAGAAACUAAGAGAGAAAUUUGUGAAGGAACUUACCAGAGUUGUUGAUGAGGAAUUCUUCGUUGGUCUUAACAAGGAUAAUAAAUCAUAUACUCAUAUUAUUCAUGAAAGAGCUUUCAAGAGUCUUUACAAAAUGUUGGAAACAACAAGCGGUACUAUUGUUACUGGUGGAUAUAAGAAUGCUGAUGCUGCUACUAGAUACAUUCCUCCACUGAUUGUUGAUGGUGCUACAUGGGAAGAUUCCACAAUGAAAGGUGAAAUCUUUGGCCCUAUCCUUCCAAUUGUCAGCUAUGCAAACUUGGAUAGGGCACUUUCGGAGGUUAUAACCCGUCAUGAUACACCUUUAGCACAGUACAUUUUUACUAGUGGUUCAACUGCUCCUGAAAAGAAUGCUUUAGUUGCUAAAAUCGCUAGAACCAUUAGAUCUGGUGGGCUAAUGAUCAAUGAUACUAUUUUACAUGUUGGUUUGGCAAAUGCCCCAUUUGGUGGAAUUGGAGAAUCUGGAUAUGGUGCUUAUCAUGGAUGGUUUUCAUUCCGUAACUUUACUCACGAAAGGACUACAAUUGAACAGCCUUUAUGGAAGGAUAUCACACUUAAAUCAAGAUACCCUCCUUACUCCGAUUCCAAGAGUAAUUUGGCAGAAGCUGCUCUGUUAGACUACGGUGGAAAAGUAUGGUUUGGCCGUAAAGGUAAUGUAGAAAUGAAUGGUCCAAGCACUUUCUUCUCAGUUUGGACAACCAUGGUUGGUGUUGCCACUAUUGGGUAUUUGUUUGUUACAUCAUAA